Protopterus annectens (West African lungfish) is the source of this 1419-nucleotide messenger RNA. Its product is annotated as myosin heavy chain, skeletal muscle-like. The record is from RefSeq and is a predicted model, not a curated record. The transcript is spliced from 8 exons. Lineage: Eukaryota; Metazoa; Chordata; Ceratodontiformes; Protopteridae. Bases 1 to 1419 code for a protein of 472 amino acids. Gene Ontology annotation, cellular component: myosin complex.
AUGGAGUCUUACUCUACUCUUAGACACCAUGCAAGCUAUUGUGAAUCCGGCCCCACGUGUGCCUCACUGGAGAAGACAAAAGUGAGGCUGCAGAAUGAAGUAGAAGAUCUCAUGCUAGAUGAAGAAAGAUCAAACACAGCAGCAGCAGCUCUUGACAAGAAACAGAGGAACUUUGAUAAGAUUAUCUCCAAAUGGAAACAGAAGUAUGAAAAGGGUCAGGCAGAGCUGGAUGCAGCCCUGAAGGAGUCACGUUCUCUGGGCACAGAACUCUUUAAAGUGAAGAAUGCUUAUGAAGUGUCUCUGAACCAACUUGAAACUUUGAAAAGGGAGAAUAAAAUUUUUCAGUUAGAAAUUUCAGAUCUAACUAAACAGCUUGGGGAAUCUGGGAAGUGUAUUCAUGAACUGGAAAAAGUGAAGAAACAGGCAGAACAAGAAAAGUGUGACAUUCAAAAUGCAUUAGAGGAAGCUGAGGCAUCUUUAGAACGUGAGGAGACUAAAGUUGUACAAAUUCAAGCUGAAUUAAAUCAAGUGAAAUCAAAAAUUGACAGGAAGAUUGCUGAAAAAGAUGAGGAGAUUGAACAGAUGAAGAAAAGUCAUCAGCAGGUUGUGGAGUCUGUGCAGAGUGCACUGGAAGCUAAGAUUAGAAGCAAAAAUGAUGCCCUGAGGAUGAAGAAGAAAAUAGAAGGUGAUCUAAAUGAAAUUGGAAUUCAGUUGAGCCCUGCAAGUCACCAGGCUGGAGAAGCACAAAGACAGCUUCAAAAUGUACAGGGUUACCUCAAGGAUGUCGAGCUGCAUUUAGAUGAUGCCCUUAGAAAUAAUGAGGAUUUGAAGGAACGGCUUGCUAUGGCAGAGCGCAGAAAUAACCUCAUGCAGGCUGCGAUAGAGGAACUGAGAGCUGCAUUAGAAAAGACAGAAAGAGCUCGUAAAGUGGCUGAACAGGAGCUCCUGGAUACUAAUGAACGAGCACAGAUUCUACAUUCCCAGGGCUCAGUAACACUACUUGCCACAAAGAAGAAACUAGAAGCUGAUGUUUCUAAUCUUCAAAGUGAAGUGGAAGAAGCAAUACAAGAAGCGAGAAAUGCAGAAGAAAAGGCUAAGAAGGCCAUCACAGAUGCAGCCAUGAUGAUUGAAGAGCUGAAGAAGGAACAAGACACCAGAGCCCACCUGGAAAGGAUGAAGAAGAACUUAGACCAAACAAUUAAGGACCUGCAGCUUCGUCUAGAUGAAGCUGAGCAAUUAGCAUUGAAAGGUGGAAAGAAACAGAUCCAGAAACUUGAAGCUCAACUAGCUGCAUUGGCAGUGCCUCCUAUCGUAAAAUCCACACCAAACCUCUCACGCAAAGCUUUGCAUGGCCAACCAAACUAUGAAGCAACACAACGGCCAGCAAAAUUUGUUCCAAAAGGCUUUAUUAAGCUAUAG